This is a messenger RNA of Oryza sativa Japonica Group (Japanese rice), 714 nucleotides long. RefSeq lists its product as uncharacterized. NCBI's taxonomy places the organism in Eukaryota, Viridiplantae, Streptophyta, Magnoliopsida, Poales, Poaceae. The record is from RefSeq and is a predicted model, not a curated record.
ACUGAUGAUUCUUACGGUGUCGUCGACGUAUGUAAACCGACUCUAGGCUACAAGCUAGCCAUGGCGCUUCUGCUUCCCUUCAUCUACAUGCUGUUUUUCUUCUCUGUUUUUCUUGUCAUGCGGAUAACCUACAAGGCCAGCCAAGCAAUCGACACCGCUGUUAUCUUCAACAAGCCAAUCAGUAGCUCGGUCGAGCUCGUCGGCGUCAGGGGGCUGGAUCCAUCUCUGGCCCCAGGAGCGGCGGCAUCGCCGGCUUUCGAUCUACUCCUGCGUCUCGACAACGGGGACGCCUGCGGCGACCAGUACCGAGAGGGCGGCAGCGUCAAGGUCUCCUACGCCGGCGUCCCCCUGGCGCACGGGAGCACCCCUGGCUUCCGCUUGGGGGCGAGGAGUUCCGCGACGGUGGCGGUGAACGCGACGAGCGAUGGGGUGGGUGUGCCGGAGGAGCUGUUCCGGCUCAUGUCGGCGGAGCAAAGGCUAGGCGUGGCUCAGCUGGAUAUUGGUUUGCAGCUGGGCUGGCCCGGUUGGGAGUCCUACUACUGGAGCGUCGAUUUGGAUGGUUGAAUAUGGGCCAAACCCUCAAAGUUUAGCCCAAGGACCAACAUCAUAGUUUACUAAUAAUAGCAAAGCAGUAUCCCUUAUGGAUUUUUUUAGUUUAUUAUAUUUAUUAUGUAAAUUAAAUUAUUGUGCCAUUGUCCACUGACCAAAAUGGAU